Canariomyces notabilis is the source of this 950-nucleotide messenger RNA. RefSeq lists its product as uncharacterized. The transcript has a single exon. The record is from RefSeq and is a predicted model, not a curated record. NCBI's taxonomy places the organism in Eukaryota, Fungi, Ascomycota, Sordariomycetes, Sordariales, Chaetomiaceae. The coding region runs from base 441 to 776 and encodes 111 amino acids.
AUAGAUAUAGACCGUAUUCUCUUCGGGCAAUCAAUACCUAAUUCAUUUGGUGCUCAGUUUCCAUCUCAGUACAUACAAAGCACUACUUACUCUUGCCGUCCCGUAUUUCCAAUCACUGCAGAUUCGAACUGUCGAGUUGGCCUCGGAGCCACAUCGGCCUAACCCCUACAACCACCAUCUCGAUAUCCGUUGUGCAAAGUAGGGGGAAUCCGCGAAAAGGACCAGGAAACGUGAAUCCAGUCAAUCCAACGACUUUACCUACAGCAAAUCGUGCCAGCUACUUAAUCAGCAACCAGAUCGACAAGUUAGCUGCGAGCCAACCACAGCUUCUACGUCUCGCUGUCGCCACCGCUGUCGUUGUGCGAGACUGGGAACGGGCGACGGGCGAUAGGGGCACCGGCAACAGCGACGGCAACGGGCGACAGCGACGGACGACAACGAUGGACAACACCCCCCGUCUACCGUCUCCCAUCUCGCCGUCCUCUGUUUUUUAUCCCCCAUUGCACCCCAAAACUACCCCGCCCCUUUUCCGCCCGCCGUCGCCCUUCGGCUGUCGCCCGUUCCCCUUUUCCACCAGUCCCCGUUCGCCCAUCGCCCGGUCCCGUCGUUGUGGCCUCUGCAUGCCACCCGACCCCAUUGCUGUUGCCGUCCCGUCGCCGUCCCUGUCGACCCGCCCUGACCUUUGCCUAGCGAAGCUUGACGCCAUUUCCCUUACGAGUAAGCGACUGUUCGAGCAAACUGAUCCCACGUCCACGCCCGACCUAACACUUGCAUAGUAGUAGAUACGAGCAGCAAAUGAAUCGGGUUCCUAAGUAGGAAGCGAUUGAGUACAAGUAGUUAGAUUCCACGUAGGCAACUAGUUGACUGGGAGAUUGAGGUUGGUUUGAACGUUUGGAAGCCCUCAAGGUAGAGUGGUGUUGAUUGGGCCAUUCGAGCCACUUUGAUGAGUU